AUGAAGUACUUCCACAUAGAUAAUAAUCCCUCUGCAAAGAAGAUGAAAAUUGAGCUCACGAAAAUCAGGGAAGAUUUCAAGAUGUCGGAAUCAGAUUGUGGUUCUGCACGUGUGCAAGUUGCUCAGCUCACUACUAAAAUUAAGCAUCUAUCGUCUUCUCUGCACAAAAAGGACAAGCAUUCACGGAAGGGACUUUUUGCUAUGGUUCAGAAAUGGAAGAAGCUACUGAAAUAUCUAAGACGAACUGACUGGGAUUCUUACUGCCUUUUCCUGUCAAAACUCAGCCUUCGUGACAACCCGGAUUACAAGUUCUAA
Molecule: messenger RNA, 315 nt
Organism: Eruca vesicaria subsp. sativa (arugula)
Lineage: Eukaryota; Viridiplantae; Streptophyta; Magnoliopsida; Brassicales; Brassicaceae
Source: the annotation of a GenBank genome assembly